This is a messenger RNA of Gossypium raimondii (Peruvian cotton), 1537 nucleotides long. RefSeq names its product E3 ubiquitin-protein ligase SINAT2. The transcript is spliced from 4 exons. The record is from RefSeq and is a predicted model, not a curated record. Lineage: Eukaryota; Viridiplantae; Streptophyta; Magnoliopsida; Malvales; Malvaceae. Gene Ontology annotation, biological process: multicellular organism development; ubiquitin-dependent protein catabolic process. Gene Ontology annotation, molecular function: zinc ion binding; ubiquitin protein ligase activity; protein binding. The coding region runs from base 414 to 1340 and encodes 308 amino acids. Gene Ontology annotation, cellular component: cytoplasm.
AUAUACAUAGAGAUGGUCGAAGAGAUCCAAAAGUCUUACAACAAUCUCCUGAUUUUCUUGUUUAAGGUUUUUUUUUAAGACACGCAAUUUGCGGAGUCUACUUUAACGGCUUUUCUUCCACGUUUACACCUUCCCUUUCUUUCUUGUCCCCAAAAAUGAUUCAAUUACUACAAUGCUGCUUAAAAACUGGGAUUCAAUUUUGAAUAUUCCUAUCCAAUUCCUGAUUCAGGGUUUUGAGGGUCUCACUGUUAAUGAACUCAUAAAAGUUUCCAUCUUGAGAAAUGCAGAAACGAUUAUGAAGGCUUCGAAGAUGAGGAAUUAAGAGAAGUCUGAUUCAUCCCCUGCGCGAUUUCACUGAAACUAGAGUUAAACAAAGAGUGUGUGGCCCAGCAUCAAAAUUCAAAAGCUACAAUAUGGCACCUGGUGGUGGUAUCUGCAAGGAUGUGAUCGAGUCUCGUAUUACAUUUGCAGAAUAUGACAUGGCAACUUCAAGUGCAGAGUUAAGAGGUUCCCCUUUAAGAAAAGCAGCAACCAGUUUGGGUGGAAAUCUUGGAGCAACAUCAACAAAUGACGUGCACGAAUUACUCGAGUGUCCCGUUUGCUUAAAUUUGAUGUAUCCUCCGAUUUACCAGUGUCCCAAUGGCCACACUGUAUGUUCGAUUUGCAAGGCUAGAGUUCAUAAUUCUUGCCCGACUUGCCGCAAUGAGCUUGGAAAUAUAAGGUGUUUGGCUCUAGAAAAAGUAGCGGAGUCAUUAGAACUUCCUUGCCGAUACCAGAUUCUGGGUUGUCACGAUAUUUUUCCGUACUACAGUAAGCUGAAGCACGAAAAAAACUGUAGAUACCGCCCCUAUCAUUGUCCGUACGCCGGAGCCGAAUGCUCCGUCACUGGUGAUAUUCCGUUUCUCGUCGUGCAUCUAAAGAAUGAUCACAAGGUCGAUAUGCAUGAUGGUUGUACUUUCAACCACAGAUACGUUAAAUCCAAUCCUCAUGAAGUCGAAAAUGCCACCUGGAUGUUAACCGUUUUCAACUGUUUCGGUCGACAAUUUUGCUUGCACUUCGAGGCUUUUCACAUAGGAAUGGCACCAGUUUACAUGGCUUUCUUACGAUUCAUGGGUGACGAGGAUGAGGCGAGACAAUUCAGUUAUAGUUUGGAAGUUGGUUGUUAUGGCAGAAAGGUUACCUGGCAAGGAGUUCCUAGAAGCAUUCGAGAUAGUCAUCGGAAAGUUCGAGAUAGUCAAGACGGACUUAUAAUUCAACGGAACCUGGCGCUCUUUUUUUCUGGCGGGGAUAGACAGGAAUUGAAGCUGAAAGUGGCCGGCCGGAUUUGGAAAGAACAAUGAGAUAAGUCCAGAAAAAUGAAUCUAGGACCAUGGUUAGUUCAAAAUAUGUAUAUAUAUAUAAAAGAGAAUAAAAAGUGUUGCUAGAUUCAUGCAUUUUUCUGUAAAAUUUUUGUAGAUAAUGUUAUCACAUUAUUAGGGUAAACUAUGAUUGGUAUUGGAGAUUUCUAUGAUAUUUUAGCACUAUAUAUUUCGGAUAA